This is a messenger RNA of Parnassius apollo (apollo), 1107 nucleotides long. Lineage: Eukaryota; Metazoa; Arthropoda; Insecta; Lepidoptera; Papilionidae. The record is from the annotation of a GenBank genome assembly.
UUGCAGACCUGUUCCGGCGCAACCACCGCUGAUGAACCAUGCUACGUUGCUGGUGAUGCAAGAGUAAAUCAAAAUCCUCAACUAACUGUUCUACAAGUGAUUUUACUUAAAGAACACAAUCGUAUUGCUGAUACAUUGGCUGACAUAAACAAACAUUGGGACGAUGAAACGAUUUACCAAACAGCACGGAAAAUUCUUAUGGGAAUUAUUCAACAAAUUCAUUACUAUGAGCACCUGCCAAUAUAUCUAGGUGAGGACAAUAUGGUAAAGAAUAAACUUAUAUAUCCAAACGCAAAGGAUUAUGUUAAUGAUUACAAUCCAAAUGUAAAAGCAGGAGUGCUCAAAGAGUCCGCGACAGCUGCCUUUAGAUAUUUCCAUACGUUGAUACGUGGUCAAUUAAGACUAUUCAAAGAGAGUCGAUUUCCGUACCAGUCCAUAAGAUUAAGUGAUUGGAUGAACAAGCCAUCAAUACUUGAGGAAAAUGAUGGCUAUGAUGGCUUAGCGAUAGGUUUAUCUUUUCAAUCCCAAGAUAAAAGUGACCAAUACUUCGACCGUGAAAUUACUGAGUACUUAUUCAAGGGAAAUAAAACUCUCGGUGAUGAUUUGCGAGCUACUGAUAUUCAACGUGCUCGCGAUCACGGUAUAGCCAACUACAUUGAGCUUCGAUCUUAUUGUGGUCUCUCUAUCCCAAAGGACUUUAACGAUCUAUGUGACUACAUGUCAAUAAAGAACAUAAAAGCACUUAAAUCAAUAUAUAAAAGAGUAGAAGACAUUGAACUUACUGUAGGAGGAUCAUUGGAGAAACAUGUGCCUGGGACUUUAGUGGGGCCCACUUUUCUUUGCAUCUUACUUAGACAGUUUUACAUCACACGCGUUGGUGACCGAUACUUUUAUGAAAAUGGAGAGGACAAGGAAAUCGCUUUUACCCUUGACCAACUUAAAACUAUUCGUAAAGGAUCUUCAAUGGCGCGUUUGUUCUGUGAUAAUGGCAUUAACAUAAAGAAAAUGCAAGCGAAAGCCUUCGAAUUGGUGUCUCCAAGGAAUCCCAUAGUUCCAUGCGAUCAGCUACCAUUUGUUAAUUUAACUCUAUGGAAAGAUACAAAAUAA